CCCGGAACGGGUUCUCUUCACUCUGAUUGGCUGUUUUCACGCUAAGUGCUGAUGUGGUGUUCUGAAAUCAGCAGCACCGUCGACAGAUUCAGACAGAAUAGUAUUAUUAUAUUGUAUUGUAUUAGUACCCUCUGUGCUUUGUUACGAUAAUGCCUUACUAUCAGACCUGGGAGGAGUUCGCCCGCGCAGCAGAAAAACUGUAUCUGACAGACCCCAUGAAGGUCAGGGUGGUUCUGAAGUACAGACACUGCGACGGGAAUCUGUGCAUCAAAGUGACCGACAACGCCGUGUGUUUACAGUACAAGACAGACCAGGCCCAGGACGUGAAGAAGAUUGAGAAGCUCCACGGAAAACUGAUGAGACUCAUGGUGUCCAAGGAGACGCACAGUGGCUCCAUGGAGACAGACUAAAUACUGUAGAAGCACUGAGCUUCUGGAGCACUGGACCGAGUCCAGUGGACACAAAGGGCACAGUACCACCGCAGUGCAAAGUCUGAGAGACCUAUGCUGAUUUCAUACUGUCAGAGAUGUGAUAUUUAUACUGUAUAUAUUUUAUUCUCUCAGGAUGUUUUUAUGAUACUUUCUUCAUUAAAAAUCCUGCUUUUCCUUAUCAGGCAUUGUGAUCACAUCCCUGAUAGUUACUAUAAACUAAGGUCAGUGUAGGCUGCUGGGAAAUUUUAGGAAAUGUAGAGGGGGAAGAUGAGGGAGGUUGGGGUAGUGUGGGACAAAGUGUCAAAGUACAAAUCCGUUGCUGCAGAGUAGCUUUGGCACCUUGAUUUCUUUAGAGGAGCUUGCCUUUUCAGUUUUAAAGAGGAUGAAAAGGAUGUGCAAGGAAGACAUUGCAUGUCUCUACUAUUUACUAUCUACAGUAUGUUGCUAUGUUGGAUUCAAUGUCAUUACAGCGAUUAGUUUCUUUAAGUUUUUCCUCACAUACAUGAAUGAAGCAGGACCUUAUGAUUUCCUAUCAACAGCGUGGAGAAACCCCCCCACAUCUCAAGAUGCCAUUUUGUCUUCUGAGAAUCAUUGUGUUAGAUGUUCAAUAAAUGUUUAUUUACCGCA
Cottoperca gobio is the source of this 1058-nucleotide messenger RNA. It is a transcript of the gene srp9, whose product is annotated as signal recognition particle 9. NCBI's taxonomy places the organism in Eukaryota, Metazoa, Chordata, Actinopteri, Perciformes, Bovichtidae. Gene Ontology annotation, cellular component: signal recognition particle, endoplasmic reticulum targeting. Gene Ontology annotation, biological process: negative regulation of translational elongation; SRP-dependent cotranslational protein targeting to membrane. Gene Ontology annotation, molecular function: 7S RNA binding. The record is from RefSeq and is a predicted model, not a curated record. The transcript is spliced from 3 exons. The coding region runs from base 150 to 410 and encodes 86 amino acids.